This is a messenger RNA of Candidula unifasciata, 1824 nucleotides long. The record is from the annotation of a GenBank genome assembly. NCBI's taxonomy places the organism in Eukaryota, Metazoa, Mollusca, Gastropoda, Stylommatophora, Geomitridae.
AUGUCAAGAAAACCGAGCAAGUCGCGGGAAAACCCUGCAGCAGCCGAAAGGCUAGCUGAUUGGAAAGGCGGAGAAACCUGUGUCGGGCAGUCUCCUUUGUCGAUUGCAGAUGACUCACCAGAGUAUGACAGAGGAGCUUUUGGUCAGGAGGAUGAUGAUUUGGAGGCUGGUAUUGAGACGCUAGGCUUCAAAGAUGGAGACCGAGAUAAGUUGCAGGACAAGAAAAGUAGCAUGUCCUCGCUGGCGAUCGACCCCAUCUCGGGGAAAAAACAGGUGUCUGUUACCAUGCCUGGACAGAGCAAGGCCAAGCCAUGUGUCCCACAGAGGCCAUCUGUCAAGGCAGAUUUGGAUGUUGCAAAAGAAUUCAAGAAAUGUAAAGAAGAAGGUGCAACACGAUUGGAUCUCAGUAAAUCCCAGAUUUCUAUGCUGCCGACCAGCAUCAAAGAGCUGACCCAGCUGACAGAGUUGUACCUCUACAGCAACCGACUCACCCACCUGCCACCAGAGAUUGGAUUACUGACUGGGCUCAUGACGCUGGCAUUGAGUGAGAACUCUAUAUCCAGCCUGCCAGAGUCGUUUGCCUCACUGACCAAACUACGGGUGCUGGAUCUCAGGCACAACAAGUUACAAGAGAUCCCAGCAGUUGUCUACAAGCUGCGCUCGCUGACGACUUUAUUCCUUAGGUUUAACAGAAUUCGGGUCGUGGAGGAGGAGAUUAGCAAUUUAACUAAUUUAAGAAAGUUUAGUUUACGUGAAAAUAAAAUCAAGGAACUUCCCAGUGGAAUUGGAAAGUUAGAAAAUCUGGUGACCUUUGACAUUUCGCAUAAUCAUCUCGAACAUUUGCCAGAUGAUAUCGGCAAGUGUGAGAUGCUGAACUCUCUUGACCUCCAGCACAAUGAACUCUUAGACAUCCCAGAAUCCAUUGGUAACCUCAAGGCAUUAAAUCGGCUUGGUCUCAGGUACAACCGGUUGAGUGUGAUUCCUGGCAACUUGGCCAACUGUAUAAACAUGGACGAGUUUAAUGUGGAGGGUAAUAACAUAUCGUCCUUACCGGAGGGACUAUUGUCCAGUUUGACCCAGCUGACCAGUAUCACAUUAUCCAGAAACAAGUUUGAAAAAUAUCCAACCGGAGGCCCGUCCCAGUUUUGUUCUGUAUAUUCCUUGAACAUGGAGCACAAUCGAGUGAACAACAUUCCUCUAGGGAUAUUCUCUCGUGCCAAACAUUUGACUAAACUCAACAUGAAGGACAACCAGUUAUCUGCACUGCCACUCGACAUGGGUAGCUGGCAGAACAUGGUUGAGCUCAACUUGGGCACUAACCAACUGACCAAAAUUCCAGACGACAUUCAGAACCUGCAGAAGCUGGAGGUGCUGAUCCUCAGCAACAAUGCUUUGAGGAGGUUACCACCAAACAUUGGCAACUUGAAGAAGCUGCGUGUCUUGGAUCUGGAAGAAAACAGACUAGAGUCAUUGCCACAGGAAAUAGGUCUGUUGCAAGAACUACAGAAAUUGAUUGUACAGUCCAAUCAGUUAACUUCACUGCCGAGAGCUAUUGAGUUUUUGAAGAAUUUGCAAUAUCUCGGUGCUGGUGAGAACAACCUGACCUCACUACCAAUGGAAAUCGGGGCCCUGGAAUCGCUGGAAUCCUUGUAUAUCAAUGACAACCAGGAGUUGCACAGCUUGCCCAGUGAGCUGGCCUUCUGCGGCAAUCUUCAGAUCAUGUCCAUAGAGAACUGCCCACUUAGUCAGAUCCCCGCAGACAUUGUUGCCCGAGGACCCUCCUUAGUUAUACAGUACUUGAAGCUGCAGAGCCAAUAUACAUAG